Messenger RNA from Pyricularia grisea, 1372 nucleotides. RefSeq lists its product as uncharacterized. Lineage: Eukaryota; Fungi; Ascomycota; Sordariomycetes; Magnaporthales; Pyriculariaceae. The coding region runs from base 211 to 1020 and encodes 269 amino acids. The transcript is spliced from 3 exons. The record is from RefSeq and is a predicted model, not a curated record. Gene Ontology annotation, cellular component: EMC complex.
CGGCCGCAUAUCACUUCUGCAACUCGACGGUUUUUUGCCCAACGGCCGUGAAGCUCACCGCAUCCGAGUUGCCAGCUCGAAGAACGCAUAUUUUUGCGCCCUGGACUGUUCGUCCCACCCACAAAACCCAGUCAAAGGCCAUACCAGUUCACCCUCAGAGAGGCCACGUUCCCCGAUAAACUUUUCAGCUUCCAAAACCAAAACCAAAAGAUGAAGUUCACACACCUAGCGCCCAUCGUGGCCCGACUUUUUGGCGCCUGCCUGGCCGCCACCGCCGCUGCAGCAUCAUCAGACCCCACUACCUCGAUAACAAUCUCGAUCCCGUCGUCCCCUCAGAUCCCUAACCCGUACACCCUACCGCCGUCGACGCGGGCGACGCUGACGUCGUCGGGGCCCGGCAGGCAGCUGCACGCACCGCUGUCCGCCGCAAACACGUUCGUCUUUGCCAACGUCACGGCGGGCUCGUACCUGCUCGACGUGCACUGCUCGACGCACGCCUUUGCCCCGCUGCGCGUCGACGCCGCCCCCGCCUCGGACCAGAACAGGAAGCUCGCUGUCGCGGCGUGGGAGACGUUUCGCGGCAACGACUGGGGGAACAAGGGCGAGGCGGCCAGGAGGGUAGACGUCGGCGGAGGCGUCGCGGGGUUCGAGGUUAGGGUGCUGGGGAGGAAGGAUUACUUUGUCGAGAGGAGUACUUUCUCUGUAUUUAGCAUCCUCAAGAGCCCCAUGAUCCUGCUUGCGCUCGUGAGCAUGGGCAUCUUCCUUGGAAUGCCAUACCUGAUAGAAAACAUGGACCCCGAAGUCCGUGCCGAAUUCGAGGCCCGACAAAAGUCCAGCCCCAUGAAUGCUAUGCUAGGCGGCGGUGGGGGCAAGGAUUCCAGCCCCCUAGCCAACUUUGACAUGGCCGCCUUCCUCGCCGGUUCGGGAAGUGGCAGUGCCGGCAGCAGCAGCAGCAAGAAGGAGGAGGCUCCCCCGGCGCCGCCCAGCGGCGGGAAGAAGGGCAAUGGUGGCAGGAGAUGAGAUUUUUCAUGUGGGGUAGCGAGAAAGGGGGAAGAUGGACUGUGUGCUUGGAGGGGGGCUGGAUGCGGGAGUGCUGCAAUGGAAAGUUUGUGUCUUGAAUGCAUACACACACACACGCAUGCUGAGGAUGCUACCCGUGCAUACAUUCAUACGAAUAGCAUACUACAAUUAAGAAUGUAUCUUACACUGCAGUCCCGGGACAGUACAGCAGAGAGAGGACACCACAUCUGGAUGGUAUGGUGGUUUCCAGAAUUGCCGACAAGGGUGGGAAAAGCCAAAGUAGGUGGUACAUGAACAGCUCUAGCGUCACAAGGCGAGGGACAAAGCGUGGCUAUAAUAUUAUCAAAAACAC